UAUACAGAAUCUCCCCAAAAAAAAAUUAAUCGAAAAAAAAAAAGAAAAGAGAAAUAAUUUAAAAUUUUUUCUUUUUUGAUGAUUUCGAAUUUUGAAAAGCUGUAAAGGAUUUUAAAAUUUUGCUUUUUGAUUCUCUUUGUCUAUAAUAUAUAUGGCUUUUUAUUACGUUUUUCACUGCUUUCUCUAUAUAAUUCAAGGUCAUCAAAACUAGGGUUUUUCUUCUUCUGCUUCUUCUUUAGAUCGAUCUCUCUCACACCCAAUCUCACUGUAUUUGGAUGUUCGCUUUGGCCCCAAAUUCUGAUCAACGCGUAAGAUCUUUCAGUUAACACCUUGGGCAUUGAGUAACAUAAUUUCAACAAAUUUUUACUCUUUUUGGCACUAUCAGUGAUUUGGUAGGACAGCGAAUUGGAGGAUAUAUAUGUUGGUUGUUGUAUUGAUUGAAUUUGGUUGUUGUUGUCAUUGGUUUGGUGGUUGCCGCCCAUAUCUGUGUAUAUAGAAUAGGUAAAAGUUGUAUUGUAAGGAAUGGAUGAGUAUAGAGAUAUUGAGAUGUUACUUCCAAUUUGGGGCAACAAGAAUCCUACAGAUAGGUUUUUCAUUAUAUCUUGUUUUAUUGCUGCCCUAGUUGGAAUUUUGACUAUAGCCUAUACAGCUUUCCAAUGGAGGAGAAACAUCAAUCUAAGUUGGACGAGAGCCAUAGCCAGGUCAAAGAAAAAUCCAAAGGCAAGACACAAAGUUCCUGUAGCUCCUCAUACUUGGAUUCUAGAAUCUGUGUCUCGCGGAAAAAAUUUAAAUUGUUGUGUGUGCUUGAAGUCCAUGUCCCCGUCGCAAACUCUUGGCCCCAUGGUGGCUUCCGAUAGUUUUAUUCACCGUUGUCACAUUUGUGGUGUGGCAGCACAUCUAAGCUGCUCUUCUAGCGCCCAUAAGGAUUGCAAAUGUAUAUCCAUGGUUGGAUAUGAGCAUGUCAUGCACCAAUGGGCUGUUCGAUGGACAGAGACCACAGAUCAACCUGAUGACACUUCUUUCUGUAGCUAUUGUGAGGAACAAUGUAGUGGGUCUUUCCUGGGUGGAUCCCCUAUAUGGUGUUGCUUGUGGUGUCAACGACUGGUACAUGUUGAUUGCCACAGUAAUAUGUCUAAUGAAACAGGUGAUGUUUGUGAUUUAGGCCCAUUCAAAAGAUUGAUAUUAUCACCUCUCCAUGUUAAGGAGUUAUCCUCAGGUGGAUUUUUGAGCUCAAUUACUCAUGGAGCCAAUGAGUUUGCAUCUUCAGUUCGUGCAAGUAUCCGGAGUCAGGGCAAGAAGUACAAGAAUGGAAAUGAAUCCUCUAUUGACACUGGAAAUAGUGGUACUACAGGAGACAUGUCCACAGAAAGUACAGCUGAUACUCACCAAAUGGUUAAUGGUUCUAAUGGAAUAGAGGAAAACUGUAAUGGUAGCAUGAAUGUGGAGGUUCAACAUCAAAAUGGUGAUGUAGACAGCAAACUGGAUCGGAAACCCAGUUUCAAAAGAAGUUCAUCAAUGAAUCAGAAGGAUGAGACUCAGUCAUUGAGGAUGAAACAGAGAUAUGAGAUAAUUGAUCUGUCUCCAGAUGCAAGGCCCUUGUUAGUUUUCAUCAACAAAAAGAGUGGGGCUCAGCGUGGGGAUUCACUUAGGCAACGUUUGAAUCUACUUUUGAAUCCUGUUCAGGUUUUUGAGUUGAGCUCAACACAGGGUCCAGAGGUGGGUCUUUUUUUAUUUAGAAAAGUGCCUCACUAUAGAGUUCUUGUAUGCGGAGGAGAUGGCACUGUUGGUUGGGUUUUAAAUGCCAUAGACAAGCAAAAUUUUGUUUCUCCUCCUCCAGUUGCUAUUCUUCCUGCUGGGACAGGAAAUGAUCUUGCCAGGGUCCUAUCCUGGGGAGGUGGUUUGGGAUCAGUGGAGAGACAAGGUGGCCUUUGCACGGUGUUGCACCACAUUGAACAUGCUGCAGUAACCAUUCUUGACCGGUGGAAGGUGGCAGUGUUAAAUAAACAAGGAAAACAACUCCAACCACAUAAAUUUAUGAACAACUAUCUUGGAGUUGGGUGCGAUGCAAAGGUUGCUCUGGACAUUCAUAAUCUACGAGAAGAGAAUCCAGAGAAGUUCUAUAAUCAGUUUAUGAAUAAAGUUCUUUACGCUAGAGAGGGUGCCAGGAACAUAAUGGAUAGGACAUUUGAAGAUUUCCCUUGGCAAGUUCGUGUUGAAGUGGAUGGGGUUGACGUAGAGGUCCCUGAGGAUGCAGAAGGUGUACUUGUUGCAAACAUUGGAAGUUACAUGGGUGGUGUAGAUCUGUGGCAAAAUGAGGAUGAAACUUAUGAUAAUUUUGAUCCACAAUCUAUGCAUGAUAAGGUACUUGAGGUUGUGAGCAUCUCAGGGACAUGGCACCUUGGGAAGCUUCAGGUUGGCCUUUCUCGUGCUCGAAGACUUGCACAAGGGCAAGUGAUUAAGAUACAGCUCUUAGCUGAAUUGCCUGUUCAAAUUGAUGGGGAGCCUUGGAUUCAGCCUCCGUGUACAUUGGCAAUAUCCCAUCAUGGCCAGGCCUUCAUGUUGAAAAGGGUGGCUGAGGAACCUCUUGGUCAUGCGGCUGCCAUAAUCACUGAUGUCCUUGAGAAUGCCGAGACAAAUCAUGUCAUCAAUGCUUCACAGAAGCGAGCUCUUCAACAAGAAAUGGCACUGAGGCUGUCCUAGAGUUUUUUUUACUAGGUCCUCCAGUUCGUGGUUAGGGUUUUGGUUGCAGUAGUUCUUUUUGAUAAUUAAAAUAGUUACAUGUAUUUUUGAAACCACUUAUAUCCAUUUCUCAGGUGUCAUAUCUUGUGGUUAUGUACUGCUUCUAUGUGAAGCAUGCUUGUAAAAGAAACCUUAUUUAAUAUCAAUAGGAAGAAGCAUUUUGAAUCA
Molecule: messenger RNA, 2907 nt
Organism: Quercus robur (English oak)
Lineage: Eukaryota; Viridiplantae; Streptophyta; Magnoliopsida; Fagales; Fagaceae
Product: diacylglycerol kinase 1
Exons: 8
Coding region: 523-2700 (725 amino acids)
Molecular function (GO): ATP-dependent diacylglycerol kinase activity
Source: RefSeq, a predicted model, not a curated record